Messenger RNA from Sphaerodactylus townsendi, 4176 nucleotides. RefSeq names its product zinc finger protein 883-like. The record is from RefSeq and is a predicted model, not a curated record. The transcript is spliced from 6 exons. The coding region runs from base 591 to 2537 and encodes 648 amino acids. Gene Ontology annotation, biological process: negative regulation of transcription by RNA polymerase II. Gene Ontology annotation, molecular function: RNA polymerase II cis-regulatory region sequence-specific DNA binding; DNA-binding transcription repressor activity, RNA polymerase II-specific. NCBI's taxonomy places the organism in Eukaryota, Metazoa, Chordata, Lepidosauria, Squamata, Sphaerodactylidae.
UUCCAGGUGAACUGAUCCCUGUUGCUUGAAGAUUAGUUGUCAUCCCCAGAGAACUCCAGCCACCAUCUGGACAUUGGCAACCCCAGGACCACUCCUUAGAGGCAAGAACGAGCAUUGGCAGGAAUAAUAAAGAACCUCCUUUGCCGUCACCCCGAUUUCUCCAGAGUGGAAAGAAUUCAAUAUGAACACAACACUUUUGCAGGGUGAAGGAAGGAGCAGGUUCUUUUUGCUUUCUGGGGAGAAUCAAUCCAAGGGUUAAAGGGAAAGAAUCACAAUUCCUAGAGAGGCAUCAAGAAAGAGCACCACGGGCCUUGCCACAUACACUUCCGGUUGUGUGUCCCCCCCCCUUCCGGUUUCCUUCUGGAGAGGUGUGAGUUGCCAGAGAGACUGUGUGCAAGAGAGGCAGCGCGACGUCGGAGCACUUUUACAGGGUUUGUUUUCUAAGCAGAUAGAUAAGGAAUGAAAUAAUGUUACUUUCCCAAAAAAUGCCUCCCAUCCAGGACGGCUAAAUGAAUUCUUGGCUUUGUAGGAUGUUGCAACUCCGGCUUUUGACUUUAUAGAAGAAUCUGGCAGAGGAGGAAGGUGAUCAGAUGGUCCAAGUGAUGCUGUUUGGAGAGAAGGAGAGAGGGCGGGAACAGCUGGACCCAGUUGAGCCAGAAGCAAGGAAAAACCCUCAAGCCAUGGAGACUGGGAGUGGAAGGGAGCUGUGGGGAGGAACAGUGCAAAAGUGCCCGGGAUACAACGUCCUCCCGCCAGAUGUGCAGCGCCAGCAGUUUAGGCACUUCUGCUAUGAGGAUGCUCAGGGGCCCCGAGAGGUCUGCAGCCGACUCCACUAUCUUUGCAGUCAAUGGCUGAAGCCAGGAAGGUGCAGCAAGAAGGAGAUGCUGGACCUGGUGAUCCUGGAGCAAUUCUUGGCUGUCCUGCCCCUAGAGAUGCAGAGCUGGGUCAGGGAAUGUGAGCCGGAGAGCAGUUCCCAGGCGGUGGCCCUGGCUGAGGGCUUCCUCUUGAGCCAGGCAGAGGACAAGAACCAGGACCAGCAGGAGAGAUGGGGCACAGGAUACAAUCAAAUACAUCGAAAGCCAAAUGGAUCGCCACUACCCAACCUCUUUCCUAUUCCUUUUCUCAUCAGUCUUCCCUUUAUGGAGCCCCCUUUUCUAUUUCAAGUACAGGAAUCCAUCGCGCAGGAGUGUUACCCUGGAGAGGAGUUUUCAGAUGGUACCAUGAGGCCGAUGAUAUAUUCUUUGCCACCUCUCUGUGACAAUUCAGCUUCUUUCAAGGCCGAUCAGGGUCUGGUGACCUUUGAGGAGGUAUCUGUUCAUUUCACUGAGGAGGAGUGGACUCUGCUGGAUCCAGACCAAAGAAGCCUUCACAAAGAAGUCAUGGAGGAGAACUGUCAGAAUGUGGUCUCUAUGGAAGGACUUCUGGUUCCCAAACCUGAUUCCAUGUCCUUGGAAGAUGCAGGAGAUCCACUUGUGCAAAACACAGAAGAAAGAGAGAGAUCAGCAGAAGGACAUCUGGUUUACAAACUUGAUUCCAUAUCCAUAUUGGAAGACAUAGGAAAUCCACUAGUCCAAAAUGCAGAAGAAAGAGAGAGAUCAGCAGAGGCUGAUAGUCCCUGGAAUAUGUCCAAGGGAGAACCACAGCCAUUCUCACUGAAAGAAAAACAGCCAAAAAGAAAUUUUGGAAUGCAAGAGAAUGGAAACGAAUUCUCUUCUUAUCAGGAUGCUGAAUCCCAGGUAUUUGAUACACACUGGAGAAUCCAGAGUGGGGAUAAACCGUAUAAAUGCUCAGAGUGUGGAAAGAGCUUUGCUUGGAAGGGAGACCUUACUGGCCAUCAACGAAUCCACACAGGGGAGAAACCAUAUAUUUGCUUGGACUGUGGAUGGAGGUUUGUUCGCAAUGCCCAUCUUACUGCCCAUCGACGAAUGCACACUGGGGAGAGACCUUACAAAUGCUUGGAGUGUGGGAAGAGUUUUGCUCGGAGUGACAACCUUGCUGCCCACCAACGAAUCCACACUGGGGAGAAACCGUAUAAGUGCUUGGAGUGUGGAAGGAGCUUUGCCUGGAAGCAAGACCUUACUGGCCAUCAGCGAAUCCACACAGGGGAGAAACCAUAUAAAUGCCUGGAGUGUGGAAAGAGCUUUGCCCACAAUCGCACCUUUACUGCUCAUCGGCGAACUCACACUGGGGAGAAACCAUAUAAAUGCUUACAGUGUGGGGAGGGUUUUGCGCAUAGUGGGAAACUUGCUGCUCACCGACGAAACCACACUGGAGAGAAGCCAUAUCAGUGCUUAGAGUGUGGAAAGAGCUUUGCUCGAAGUGACACACUUACAGCUCAUCAAAAAGUCCACACAGCGGUAAAUGCGUAUAAAUGCUUGGAGUGUGGAAAAAGUUUUUCUCAGCAUGCCAGUCUUACUGCCCAUCGAUGUACGCACAUAUUGGAGAAACCAUAUAAAUGCUUUCAGUGUGGAAAUACUUUUGUUGAAAAGGAAUAUCUUGUGAAACACCAAAGAAUCCACACAGGAGACACAAUAUAAAUGCAUGUGUUGUGGAAAGAGUUUGCUUAAAGUCACACCCUUAAUUUUCUUUGUCAAAUCCACACUGGAGGAAUCUUAUAUAUGCUUGAUGUGUGCAAAGACCUUUGUUGGAAGGGAGAAUUUACUGUCCAUUAAUGAAUUUACUCAAGGGAGAAACCAUCUAAUGAAAGAGCUUUUCUUGGAGCGACACACUUACUGCUCAUGGACAGAUCCAUACAGGGGAGAAACCAUAGAAAUGCCUUCAGUGUGGCUAGAGUUUCAUCUACAUGAAGUCUGCAGAGAACCUUGUUUCUCAUCAAAGGAAAGGGAGCCAUACAAAUGUUCACUCUGAGCCUGGAGUUUUUGUGGAAAAGCGGGCCAGGAUUAAAUAGCUGUCGGAUUAGUUCUGGGUUAGAAUCACAGAGCUGGAAGGGACCAUGCAGGCCAUCUAGUCUAAUCCCCUGCUCAAUGCAGGAUCAGCCUAGAGCAUCCCAGAAAAGUGUUUGUCCAGCUGCUGCUUGGAGACUGCCAGUGAAGGGGAGCUCACCACCUCCCUAGCCAGCUGAUUCUACUGUUGUACAAUUCUUACUGUAAAAAAAAAUCCCCUUAUAUUUAGUCGGAACAUUUCUUCCUAUAGUUUGUACCCGUUAUUGCAAGUCCUGUCCCCCUGCUGACAGCAGGAACAUCUCCCUGCCCUCUCCUGUGACGGACAUUUUCAAUUCUGAGAUAAAACCAUUGGAAUUCAGUGGGUUAUAAAAAAUGGGGGACUUGUUGAACCUCUUUUCCACACGAAAUGUAUGGGAUUCCACAUAUUUUCAGUGUAAUCUGAAAGGGGUAAAUCUUUCACUUCUACUGUUCAGCCUGCCUUUGACCAUGUGAUUCUCUCCUAGCAUUUCCCCCCCACUUCCUUGACACUCUCAGCAGCCCUUAUUUAAUAUUAAUACAGCCAGGAGUUUAGCUGACUUCAAAGGGUGAUUAGGUGAAUACAUGAAAGAUUGUGGCUAAUAGCCUUUGAUGGGCCUACUGGAACCCUCAUGUUCAGAUGUAGUUUUGCCUACAGUUGUCAGGAAAGGAUGAUCUCUGAGGCUGUUGGUUCACCCAGUAUUUUUUCAGUGCUUUCCUCUGAGGGCAGAUCUAAAGUUGCCAGCUGACUUUUGGGAAAUUUCUGGAGAUUUGGGGAUGAAGCUAAUGGAGUCAGGACUGGGGAAGGGAAACCUCAGUCGAGUUUAAGACAGUCCAUUCUCCACAGAGGGUUUUUCUCCAAGUGAAUGGAUCAAGAAACCCCAUAGCUCAAUGUCUAUAAAUCAUAACGAACCAUAUAUUUCAUUCUUUCAGACACAAUGUAUUGCCUGUAAAUGUGUUUUCAGAUACCACUACAAAGGUGUACUGCAAAGACCAGCAUGACCUAAUUCCAGUCUCCCUCCACCCCCCAAUACCUCUAUGUGAUCUUUCUAAUUUUUUUUCCAUUGGUGGUCCCAGCUGUAGUCCCAGAUUCCAGUUCCCUCAUUUGUUAGGAAGUUCUUUACUGCCCUUUACUGCAGAAGAUGAUGAAGAAGAAGAGUUUGGAUUUAUAUCCCCCCUUUCUCUCCUGUAGAAGACUCAAAGGGGCUUACAAUCUCCUUUCCCUUCCCCCCUCACAACAAACACCCUGCGAGGUAGG